AUGGAAGGGUGGCACAUAGUGAAAUUCAUUGAAGGGAAUGAUAUGGUGAAAGCAGUACCUGAUUCCUGGAUAUUUGGAGAGUCUGAAGACUACAAAUGUCUAUGGCCAGAUACUAUUCUCGGAGUAGAAAAUUCACCAGAUGAUAGUUUCUAUAUGGCAACUCAAAAAGCUGAAAUGGCCAAGUAUACCAGUGAGUUAGAUACUGAGAGCGAAUUCUCAAGAGAGCAUCGGGGAGAGGACAUUUUGAAUAAAAGAAAGAAGGAGAAGAAUUUACCCUAUAUAUCCACUGUAGAUGACGCAUCCACUCUAGAAAAAGUUGCUAGGAGAUCACCACAAUUCAAAUUACCAACACCUCCUGAAACCUCCAUCCCAUCAAGCAUAUCUACACAAGAAGAAUAUGAGCCUCAAAUCAUUCAUAAAGUUAUGCGAACGGAAAAUCCCGAAGAGAAUCUCAAGCUUCAGAUAACAUGUUCCAAUGAUAAAACUGAAUCUGGAUUGCCAAAUAAUUGUAAUUCAGAAACCUCGAUCCCAUCAAGCAUAUCUACACAAGAAGAAUAUGAGCCUCAAAUCAUUCAGAAUUCCAAUAAGAAAACGUCAACAGUUUCCAAUGAAAAAAAUAUUGAUGAAGAAAAUCCUACAGCAGUAAAUUUCGAAAUGAUUGAAAUUAUUGAUGAUUUGGGAAAUGUCAUAAAUAAUAUUCAUGAUCUCCAUGAGACAAUACAGAACGAAUGGAAAGAGCAACCUAUUAUUGUUCUGACUGAAACACAGAAGAAUGAAGAAGAAGACCAACCACAGGAGGACAUAGAAGGAAGCAAACAAAAACCACGAAAGCGUAAGCUGAAGCCAGCUGAAUGGAAACUCAAUGUGAGAAAAAAGAAAUGUCAGUCAGGUGAACAAUAUGUGAAUGUAAGAGGAAAAGUAGUGAAGGCAAGAAGCUUACAGAACAAAAAGAAUUGUUUACAGAACUGUAAAUUCAAUUGUGCAAAACAAAUAUCCCAAGAUGAAAGGAAACAGGCUUUCAACUCUUACUGGUCUUCAACUCAAAAUGAAAAAUACUUGUUUUUGAGAAACACCACAAAAAAAGCUAUGAAGGGCCGAAAAACAACUGGCGAUAACGUUUCUCGGAGAUGUUAUUCAUUCACUUAUUUUAUCCAAGUUAAGGGAGGAGACAUUCGAGUAUGCAAAAAAUACUUUCUGGGAACUUUCGAUAUAUCCCAAAAACCUGUGUACACUGCUCACCUAGAACCUAAUGAAAUAAAAAAAGAUAAUAGAGGAAAGCAAAGUGAAGAAAGCGCGAAAAAGGAAGAAAUAAUGACCCACAUAAAAAGUUUUCCUGUUAUAGACUCCCAUUAUUGCAGACAGAAUACAAAAAGGAAAUAUUUGGAAGCGAAUUUGAGUGUAGCGAAAAUGUAUGGUCUUUAUACAAAGUGGUGUCAUGAUAAUGACACUACUGCGGCCAAAUUAUCAUAUUAUCGACACAUUUUCACUACCGAGUUCAAUUAUGGUUUUCACGUCCCAGAACAGGACAGAGGUAUAAGAUGCGAAUCAUUCAAAAUCAAAAAUGAAGAGAACACCUUAGCAGAAAGGAACAAGGACAGAGAAAGAGCUAUGGAGAAGGGGAGACCUGAAACUGCACUAGAUGAAGCUACACAGUCUGAAAAUGGGGAGGUUUUCGUAAUACAAGUUGAAGAUGAUGAGGCACAGGCUCCAAAUAAACAAAGAUCUAAGAAACACACUCGUGAAAAUCCUCCACCUACUGCUUAUAAGGAUGAGCACAGAAGUGAGAGAAAACGUCUCUCAGAAAUUGCCAAGGCCUUAGACAAUGACCAGAGGUAUGAAUAG
Molecule: messenger RNA, 1842 nt
Organism: Phaedon cochleariae (mustard beetle)
Lineage: Eukaryota; Metazoa; Arthropoda; Insecta; Coleoptera; Chrysomelidae
Source: the annotation of a GenBank genome assembly